Neurospora hispaniola is the source of this 612-nucleotide messenger RNA. RefSeq lists its product as uncharacterized. The coding region runs from base 1 to 612 and encodes 203 amino acids. The transcript has 4 exons. The record is from RefSeq and is a predicted model, not a curated record. Lineage: Eukaryota; Fungi; Ascomycota; Sordariomycetes; Sordariales; Sordariaceae.
AUGGGUCCAUCCAACCCAAGGCCUCUGAUUGGGCGAGCGGGAGCUUUCCCUUGUCUUCCCCAGGACUCCUCUCGCCCGGCAGGCAUUCUCAAUCCACCACUUUUGCCAACGACGACGACGACGACAGCAACACCGACACCACAUCAUCCCAACCACGACACACAAAAAGACGCGGCUCCGAAUAUGCGAGCCAAAAAAAAAAAGGUCAGGUCCCAGAAAAUUUGCACCUUCCUCAUUUUGCAAUGUGGUGUCGUGCACUAUCAGGCUUGGCAAUGCCUUGGCGGCGGCUGGGCGUUUUUGUCACCCCCUCGCCAAGAUGAUGCCGAGAGCUGGGCAUGGCUUGUUUCUCCUGCCUGCCUUAUCUUCAAGCCGAAGGUCAGCGAGGACCCGUAUUUGGUGCUCGGUCUGGGCAUCGAUCUCUAUCAGGGCCAGGGCUGUGCUGAUUUUAUGGCGAACAAAACCGACAAGUUGUUUGUGGUAACCGACUUGGUAAAACAUUAUCCUGCAUUGCAGUGUGCUGUCUUCGCCUUGCUCAGCCAUUGCCUUUUUCGACACCGAGCAAGUAUUCCCAAGCUGAAUGAUUUGAUAACCGCGACGGUCCACAGUCUGUAG